AUGUGCAUCUGCAAUCGCAGAUUCCCCGAUCGUGAAUCCACCCUCGCCCAUGCCUGGAGGGAACAUGGAAUAACAGAAUCAAGGGGCUUCACGUAUGUCGUCCAAUCUCAAGAUGGGUACUACAAGUUGAGAUCCACCGACCAGGACCACCAAGGUGAGAUGAAGCCUGAACCAACUGAAGAAACCAAGGAAGAAGCCAAGAAAUUGAAGGCCAACGACCAGAGAAGGAGAGGACAUUCAGACAUCCUGCCAGCCUGCAAAAGAAGAGAGCUUUCCUCUGAUAACCCACCAGUCCUACAGAUCCCAAGCACAGAAUAUGUGCCAUUUUUCAACCAUUUCAUCACUGAGUUCCUCCCCAACAUGGCCAUUCAAGACGAUUUCAGGAAAUGGAUCAAAAACAACAAAGCGCAGGUGCUCACUGACAAGCUGAGAGUCCUAUGCCCAGCUAAGACAAUCAGAACGUUGCAGAAGGAGAAAGAGCCUAAGAGGAUGGAACAAAAGGGAAAGAAAGAGCCUAAGAGGAUGGAACAAAAGGGAAAGAAAGAGCCUGAGAGGAUGGAGGAUAGGGGAAAGAAAGAGCCUGAGAGGAUGGAGGAGAGGGGAAAGAAAGAGCCUGAGAGGAUGGAGGAGAGGGGAAAGAAAGAGCCUGAGAGGAUGGAGGAGAGGGGAAAGAAAGAGCCUGAGAGGAUGGAGGAGAGGGGAAAGAAAGAGCCUGAGAGGAUGGAGGCGCAGAUUAAGAUGAUUGAGAAGAGAGAGAAAGAGCCUAUCAAUAUGAACCAUCAAGAGAAGGUGAAGAUGGAGCCAAGGAAAAAGACUGUCGUGGUGGAAGAGGAGCCAAGGUGGGAUUGGAUGAACUGGAAGAAGAUUUAG
Nymphaea colorata (pocket water lily) is the source of this 870-nucleotide messenger RNA. RefSeq names its product FK506-binding protein 4-like. Bases 1 to 870 code for a protein of 289 amino acids. The record is from RefSeq and is a predicted model, not a curated record. The transcript is spliced from 3 exons. Lineage: Eukaryota; Viridiplantae; Streptophyta; Magnoliopsida; Nymphaeales; Nymphaeaceae.